AUGAAGUCCUUUGCUGUCAUGACCGUCGCCUUUUUGGGCCUCGCCAACGCUGUCGUAAUUCAGAUCUGCAGGGACCAGAGUCAGGGAAACUGUCAGUCGAUUGAUGUUGUUGGGUGCACCAACUUUCCCGGGGGGAUGAACGAUCAAGUCAGCUCGGUUAACACCGGCAACAUUGAGUGUGUCUUCUUCGAGCACGGAAGCUGUGGAGGUGGUUCUUGGACCACCAGGGGACAGCAGAACACGGUUCCCACCGAGUGGAAUGAUCGUUUCAGCUCCGUCCGAUGCUGA
Colletotrichum graminicola M1.001 is the source of this 288-nucleotide messenger RNA. RefSeq lists its product as uncharacterized. The transcript has 3 exons. The coding region runs from base 1 to 288 and encodes 95 amino acids. The record is from RefSeq and is a predicted model, not a curated record. NCBI's taxonomy places the organism in Eukaryota, Fungi, Ascomycota, Sordariomycetes, Glomerellales, Glomerellaceae.